AUGAACGUGCGCCUGUCGUGGAACAGAGGACUGCUUACUUACUGGCUUGCGGAGGAGGAGGGCAAGAAGUGGAGUGAGAGGCUCAAGGACAUGGGCAUGCGGCCUCCCUACAGCUUCGGCUGCAUUCUCCGCUUUCUUCUCAAGCCCCUGCCAGACAUCCUGUCAAGAACUGAAGCUAUGUACCACCACCUCUUCUCCCCUCUCGACUCCUCCUCCCCCCCUUCGGCCCUCCUCCAAUCCCAAACCCCACAUCACCUGAGUUCUGGACAAUCAGCGGCCUCCCAUUACUCCUCAAGCGAUAGGGUGGUGGUGGUGGGCAUGCACAUGAGAGCACCUGACUCGUUCGUGUGGCAGGGCGAGAGUGGCUUUGGAGAUCCCAAGGUUCUGAGUGAGACAGAGAGAACUGAGCUCAUCAAGUGGGCUAUGGGCUACGUUGCUUGUGCCCAGGUGAAAAGUUUGCUGUAA
Messenger RNA from Closterium sp. Naga37s-1, 465 nucleotides. NCBI's taxonomy places the organism in Eukaryota, Viridiplantae, Streptophyta, Zygnematophyceae, Desmidiales, Closteriaceae. The record is from the annotation of a GenBank genome assembly.